Periophthalmus magnuspinnatus is the source of this 1206-nucleotide messenger RNA. It is a transcript of the gene haus8, whose product is annotated as HAUS augmin like complex subunit 8. The record is from RefSeq and is a predicted model, not a curated record. The coding region runs from base 36 to 1133 and encodes 365 amino acids. Lineage: Eukaryota; Metazoa; Chordata; Actinopteri; Gobiiformes; Gobiidae. The transcript has 10 exons.
AAAAAACGCCGUAAAGGCGGUUUUCUCAAACAAAGAUGGCGUCCAGGCGAACGUCAACUGUCCCCAGAAGUUUUAAAAGCUCUUCUGCAGAUAAUAAAAGUUCUAAGAGCGGAAAUGUUACAAGUAAGGCUAACAACAGCGGCAAUGAAAACAAGGUUGUUAAAUCAAGUGGGACAGUUGUGAAAUCACGUUAUCUUCAAUCCGCUGAGAAAACUGCUCUUUCAAAGAGCAAUUCAUCUAACAAUGAGUCUAUGGUGCCUUCUCAAAGACCCGCUUCACCUAAGCCCAGAUCAAAAGUGGGCACACCCCCAAGGCGAUCAGUUGCCCCCCAGGCUCUUGCAACCUCAAUCAUGGCAAAAGAAAAUGAACCUUCCAUUCUUGAAAAAUAUGUGAUGCAGUCAACUUUUUCAGAUGGACAUUGCUUACGUCCAGAUUUUGAUAUUUCAGUAAUUAAAGAAAUAAAUCCUUCAGAGAAUUUCACAGAACCUGAACGGAACCCUGUUCCAGAGAAUGACAAAAGGAUAAUAGAGAUGCAAACAUUGUUGCUGGCCUAUCUAACUGCUAAGAUGGAGAGCAAUACAGCAAAGCUUCAGGUAGAGGCAGAAACCAGGAUCCUCCAAGAGCUGGAAGAAGAAGAGGCUCUGCGUAUUGAAGUUUUGGAUAAGAAACGUCAGUAUGACUUAAAAGAGAAGAACCGACUUCUAAACGAGCUGUUAGAUGUGCAGAUUGCAUCAUUGACCCCUAUAGCAGAGGCUGCCACUCAAUUCACUGAAGAAUACAAGUCCUUUGCGGCUGCUGUUGAUUCCACACGUCAUGAGUUGCCUGUUAAGAAUUUCUACAUGAACAGAGAGCGGAGAGAUUUUCUAGACAAAGCAGAAUCCUCCCUAAAAGAGAGUGAGAAGUUGUUUGAAGAGUGCACAGAUGGGCAUACACAGGACAACUGUACAUCUCUACAGUUUCUUAAAAGCAUGAAAACCACUUCAAAGGAUAUUGGUCAACAACUUACAGGAGCAUUUUCGGAGUUGCUGGAGUUGUCGUCUCUGAUCUGCCAACAAACCAUCCAUCUUCAACAGGCCGCAGAAGAAGAGCAACUAGGAGCUGCUCGGACACAUAAGCUCUUCUGUCUUAAAUGAGUGGAUGCACUUAAACACUUUGGAUUUACCAGGCUUUUAUAGAUUUUUGGAAUAAAAUUUUACUCUUGAAACG